GCCGCCAUAAAGCUUCUACACCCGAGGUUGCCUUCUACAACCGCACAGGGCCUGUCUUUCCAAUCCGCAGACCCACCGUCCCGCAGCAGUAUGUCGCCUCCACGGAAACUGCCAGCAAUCGAUCCAGCCAGGAGUCCAGCUUUCUCUAUAGCAUGAUUUCACAGCCCUCGGUCUUCCCCCAGCACCACCACUCGUCAAGCUUUGGCGUAACGGCGUCCUUUGACACAACGGCUGGCUCAGACGACAUCAGUAGCGAUGAAGAAUACCGGUUUCGUCACAACAACACAGCCACCACGGCCACCACGACCACCACUGCUACCACCGCCUCUGCCAACACUUUCAUCCCCUCUGGCAGCGCCACUGGCAGCGCCACCAACACCACGGUCAACCCGCGCGUGUUCGAGCCCAUGGUUCUGCGGCCACACCACACGCUCAGCAGUCAGGAGGCGCUGGGGAUGAUGAUCCAGGGGUUCUCGCCGCGGUACAAGGGUGACCCGCUGCUGGAGCGCAACCGGUCGGCGGCAAUCCCGCCCGACGCGAACUGUAGUUUGUUCGUCAUCGGGCUGGCGCCCGACCUGACCACGCGCGACCUUCUCGCGGCCAUCCGCGACACGGGUCGCGUCUACGCCACCCACAUCAACCCGCCCGAGAUGAGCCGCGGCCACGCCACGUCGGCUGCCAAGAUCAUCUUUUUCGAACGCGCCGCUGCUGAGCGCUUCUACAACCGCUUCGCCGCCGACGGCUUCCUGCCAGGCAACACGGGCGCACUCUCAACCACCAUCCCCACCACCAAUGACCCUAACACACUACCAACAACAGCCAGCGCACCAUUCUACAGCGGCCGCGUAGUGUGGAACCGCAUCCGCUCGGCCGAGACCGACGCGGGCGGAUGCAAGUCGCGCGUGCUGCUGAUCAGCGGGCCGGCGGCGCUGGUCAGCGAGCCCGUGCUGCACGCGUACUUUAGCUCGAAGAUGGAGUACCAGGUCGACGAGGUGCGGCAUCUCGGGUUCGCUGAUAUGGGUGACCAAAGUGGUGGGCACCGCGCGCUCGUCGAGUUCCGUUUUGGGAGCUACCGCUGCCAAGCCGAGGCGGCGCGCAUGGCGCUCUCGCGCGAGUUCAAGGAGUAUGGUGUUGUUUGCGAGUUUGGACGAGACCCGUGCGACCGCAUUGACCCACCGCCCGGGUCAGGAUACGAAGAGCGGGUUUAGGAACCAGGUUGUCUUUUAAUUAACCAAUCAUCUCUCGACAGUCGACCGAAAGUCCCGAGUCUCGAUCUCGGGCAAGACUAGUGGUCACCCUGGCCGAGUUGAAUCUUUGAAAUUGAGGUGCGCGAGUUAUCAACUCUCUGCCGGGGAAACCAAAGGAAACAUAUGAUUAAGUAUUCAGAGAUGGACUUUGGAGUCUUUCUAUUCCACUGGGGCGGGAGCUGGCUGUCAUCAUCUCUGUCAAUAAUAUAGGAGACAGGGAUGUAAGAGUUUGGGGUCGGCCGGUGGGUUCUUUUACGAAUUUGGCUGAUCAUGUCCUUUGGAUUCGUC
Lasiosphaeria miniovina is the source of this 1535-nucleotide messenger RNA. RefSeq lists its product as uncharacterized. The record is from RefSeq and is a predicted model, not a curated record. The transcript has 4 exons. NCBI's taxonomy places the organism in Eukaryota, Fungi, Ascomycota, Sordariomycetes, Sordariales, Lasiosphaeriaceae. Gene Ontology annotation, molecular function: nucleic acid binding. The coding region runs from base 153 to 1208 and encodes 351 amino acids.